Topomyia yanbarensis is the source of this 4443-nucleotide messenger RNA. RefSeq lists its product as uncharacterized. NCBI's taxonomy places the organism in Eukaryota, Metazoa, Arthropoda, Insecta, Diptera, Culicidae. The coding region runs from base 1 to 4443 and encodes 1480 amino acids. The transcript is spliced from 2 exons. Gene Ontology annotation, biological process: DNA integration. The record is from RefSeq and is a predicted model, not a curated record. Gene Ontology annotation, molecular function: nucleic acid binding.
AUGGGCAAAAAGAUGAAGCCAAAAAUCCACGUCAGAGACAGCAUCGUCGACUUCUUGGUACGAAUGGAGAAAUUCCUGAUGAGCAUCGAGAUACCGGACGAGAAUCAAAUUAAAUUUCGUCUGGAGAAGCUGGAAGCGAAGUGGAACGAGUUCGAGGAAAUCCAGUGCGAGAUUGAAGGUUCUGAGGAUCACGAGGAGAACAUCGAAGGUCAUCGACUUAUUAGAGCGGAGUUUGAGGAAAAAUACUUCGAGGUAAGGGCAGGGCUGGUUGGCAAGUUACCGCGAGAGGUUCCGCAGAAUGCUUCACAGGCUACUUCUUUCAUAAAUUCAGAGCAUUCGACAAGUGUGCACACUUAUGUACGCUUGCCUCAAAUAAACUUACCUGAAUUCGAUGGUAGUUAUGAAAAAUGGCUUGCGUUUCAUGACACAUUCAGAGCCCUGAUCGACACGUCUCCAGAGCUGAGUGGUAUUCAGAAGUUCCAUUAUCUGCGGGCUUCUCUUAGGGGUGAUGCUCUUAAACUGGUCGAUUCAUAUCCGAUGAGUGACGCAAAUUAUAGGGUUGCUUGGGAUGCUUUGGUCGCACGGUUCUCCAACAAGUAUUUGCUCAAGAAGAGGCACUUGAAUGCGCUAUUCGAGUAUCCGAGGAUCAAGAAAGAGUCUGCAGUUGCGAUCCACGAACUCAUAGACUGUUUCGAGCGGAAUGCAAAGAUUUUGGACCAAUUGGGAGAGAAGACAACCGGUUGGGGGGCGAUGUUGACGCAUCUGAUGGUUUCGAAAUUGGACGAAAUUACUCAGAAACGUUGGGAGGAGCAUGCUUCAGGUGAGGAAGAGCCAUCUUUUGCAGUUUUGGUUGGGUUUUUGAAGAAGCAGACACGGGUACUUGAUGCAGUCUCGGUAGAUCAGCAUUCGUCAAACUCUAGCUGUCUCUCUUCUACCAAUGGGGUUAAAUUCCGUCCAGCAAAGGUGUCGGUCAACGCGGCGACCGAAAAUACGGGUCCGAACUGCAUUGUCUGCAGCGAGCAACAUCCAAUUGCGAGGUGUCCAGCGUUCGCCAAGUUACCUGUGGAUAAACGGCUGCAGUUCACCAACUCUAAGCGGUUAUGCAGCAACUGUAUGGGACGCAACCAUUUGGCACGCGAUUGUCCGUCGAAAUACCGGUGCAGAACUUGUUCCAAGAAGCACCACACUAUGCUUCAUCCUGGAUUUCCUGGUUCUGGUUCAACUACUGCGACGGAUUCAGCCGGUUCUGUUGUUGUUCCAUCAUCUUCUGGCAAUGCGUCGAACUCCGGUAGUUUGGUUGCAAGUUCGCUCGCACCCAUUUCUUCUAACGUGGCGAUGGGGCCCGUAGGCUCGCAUGUUUUCUUACUGACAGUGGUCCUGAAGGUAAAGGACAGAUGGGGACGAACGCAUCUCGCCAGAGCUCUGCUGGAUUCCGGUUCACAGGCUAAUCUCAUGUCGGAGAAGCUUUGUCAGUUGCUUAAGCUACCCAGAAACGAAAAGAAAGUAGAGAUCAGCGGUAUUGGGAAGUCACGAAGGCAAAUUUCUUGCGAAGUUUCUACGGUUGUCAGCUCACGCACACUGGAGUUUUCAAUGUCGAUGGAAUUCUUGGUCUUGGGGCAGGUUACGGACAACCAGCCAUCUUCGUCACUACCAUUGGCACACUGGAAGCCUCCUUCGGACAUAAAACUAGCUGAUCCCGAGUUCUUUAUUUCUGGGCCGAUUGACUUGGUACUUGGAUCGCAGUUUUACUACGAUUUUCACCUUCUUGAUGGUGGCCGGCUACAAAUUAGAAGGUUCGACAGCACUCUUCCAGUAUUUGUCAAUACGGUUUUCGGAUGGGUUGCCGCAGGCGAGACUGAUUUGAAUGGUGGGGCAUCGAGAAUCAGUUGCAACUUGGCCAUAGCUGAGCCUCUGGACAAAUCCAUCGAAAGAUUUUGGGCCAUCGAGGAGCUAUCGGAGAAACCACCACGAACACAGGAAGAAGAGGAUUGCGAGUUGCACUUUCAGAGUACAUUCACUCGAGAUGAAAAUGGGCGUUACGUGCUACGGUACCCCAAGCACAUGGGCUUUCACGAAAUGAUUGGAGAGUCAAGAGAGGCAGCGUUGCGACGGUUUCAGCAUUUGGAAAGACGGCUGAAGAGAGAUCCCGAUCUAAAACGGCAGUACAGCGAAUUCAUGCAAGAGUACUUGGAUUUGGGACACAUGAAACGCAUUGGCACCGUUGAAGAUUCGCGAGAUGAGGAACGUCUGGUCUGUUACCUUCCCCAUCACUCAGUUUUUAAAGAGUCCAGCUCAACUACCAAGGUGCGAGUAGUUUUCGACGGAUCUACCAAAACUUCUACGAAUCGGUCCCUCAAUGACGCACUUCUUACCGGACCGGUGAUACAAGACGAGCUGCUCGAUAUCAUGCUUCGCUUUCGCAAGCACGCAAUCGCUGUCGUGGCGGAUGUAGAAAAAAUGUACCGGCAGAUACGCAUACAUCCGGAAGAUGCAUCAUGUCAACGGAUUCUCUGGCGUUUUGAACCAUCCGAACCGAUUCAAAUAUUUGAGCUUCUCACCAUAACUUACGGUCUGUCUCCAUCCUCCUUCAUGGCAACACGAGUCCUCAAACAACUGGCAUUGGACGGUGCGAGCGGGCACGAAGCUGCUUCCCUCGCGGUAGCGGAGGAUUUUUACAUGGACGAUUUCCUCUCCGGAGCGGAUUCCGUUGAGAACGCGAGACGAUUGAAACAUGAAGUGCAGAAUUUAAUGGCGAAAGGGGGAUUUCAACUUCGCAAAUGGAGCUCAAAUGCACCGGAGGCGUUAGAAGACUUACCUGCAAAAGCAACCGAUGGCCCCUCCAUGUUUUAUUUCGAAAAAGAACCGAAGGUAAAAACGCUUGGAGUUGCUUGGGAGACGGACGUGGAUCGGUUCUGUAUCGAAGUACGAGACGUUAAGAAUAACGAGCAAUGGACAAAGAGGAAAAUCUUUUCAGCGAUAGCCCAGCUAUAUGAUUCGCUUGGACUCGUUUCUCCCGUAAUAGCUUGGGCGAAAAUCCACAUGCAGCGACUUUGGUUGGCUUCCGUCGAUUGGGAUGAUCCAGUCCCUGAUGAUGUCAGUGCCAGAUGGGAGGAAUUUUACGUUCAGUUGCCGGAGUUACGAUUCUUCAAGGUGUCAAGGUACCUUUUUCAACCAGAAACAGAAAACAUCCAGUUCCAUGUCUUCUGCGACGCAUCGGAAGUUGGAUACGGAGCUUGUAUCUAUGCACGUUCAACCGGCAAGGAUGGUCAUAACAAAGCCACGCUGAUUACAUCAAAAUCUCGCGUGGCACCACUCAAACGGCUCACGCUACCACGCUUAGAGCUGUGUGCUGCACUUUUGGGGGCAAAACUGUACGCCCGGGUCUCAGCAGCGCUGCGGAUGGAGGGAAUUCCUUGCUGGUUUUGGUCGGAUUCUACAGUCACUUUGCAUUGGAUACGAGCACCUCCUAACACCUGGCAAACCUUCGUCGGAAAUCGCACAUCGGAAAUUCAACGACUUACCCACGGCCACAGCUGGAAUCACGUCAAAGGGGUUGACAAUCCUGCGGACUACGUCUCUCGCGGUAUGCUUCCUAAGGUAUUUGUGUCCAAUGCCGUAUGGCCCGAUGCAUUCAUCGCUGCAUUACGUCGCUUUAUCGCCCGUCGUGGCUGCCCCGCAGAACUACAUUCUGAUAACGGAACUAACUUUCAAGGUGCAAAAAACACUUUAGCCGCCCUCUAUCAGAUGCUCAACGAUAAACAUUGCCAUGAGAAAAUAAUCAGCGAAUGCACCAGCAAGCUAAUUCGGUGGAAGUUUAUUCCUCCCAGGGCGCCAAACUUCGGUGGCCUUUGGGAAGCAGCUGUAAAAACUGCCAAAAGCUCACUAAUCAAAACGAUCGGAAACUGCAAGCUGUCAUAUGAGGAUUUUGCCACUCUAUUGACACAAAUAGAGGGAAAUAUGAACUCUCGUCCUCUUACGCCGCUCUCCGAAGACCCCGCGGAACUUGAUGUUCUUACUCCCGGACAUUUUCUUACGGGAUCUUCGCUAUCAUCGUUACCAGAUCCAGAUUACUGCAAUAUCCAAACUAGCCGUCUCAAACACUAUCAACAACUGCAACAGCUGGUGCAGCAACACUGGAUUCGAUGGAAGAAAGAGUAUCUCACGGAGCUCAAUAGCCAGCAGCAAAAAUCUUCAGCACCGGUCGAGAUCCAUGUCGAUCAGCUGGUCUUGGUGCGAGAGGACAACAAACCAUCUCUUAGUUGGCCGCUCGCCAGAAUUAUCGCCAUCCAUUCUGGAGAAGACGGCUGCGCUCGAGUUGUAUCAGUGAAAACAGCAGCUGGGACUUACACUCGGCCAACUUCAAGGAUUUACCUGCUACCAACCAGCACAUCGUUUCAGCAACAAGAACUCCAAUCAGCAGUGAAGGAGAAAGACUCCGAUUGA